AAUAGAGGCCCACUCGGCUUCCGGUCGUAUCCAUCUUUCUUUCAGCCAGAUACGGCGUAUGAGCUGUAUAAGUGAAUUUUUCAUGAAGAAAAUUUCGUGAAAAGGUGAUAAAAUGUCAUUGUCCACUGCACGUCCAUUAAUUACAGUCUUCACAGAUAAAAACGAAGCAUCUGAAGUCACUAUUUCAUUACCAGCAGUUUUUAAAGCACCUAUUCGACCUGAUGUUGUAAAUUUUGUUCACCAACAAAUUUCUAAAAAUAGUCGCCAACCUUAUUGUGUUUCAAAAGAAGCUGGUCACCAAACCUCUGCUGAAUCAUGGGGUACUGGUCGUGCUGUUGCUCGUAUACCAAGAGUUCGUGGUGGUGGAACUCAUCGAUCUGGUCAAGGUGCUUUUGGUAACAUGUGUAGAGGUGGUCGGAUGUUUGCUCCGACAAAACCAUGGCGGCGCUGGCAUCGUCGUGUUAAUGUAAAUCAGAAAAGAUAUGCAAUUGUUUCAUCUAUCGCUGCUUCUGGUGUACCAGCUCUUGUUCAAUCAAAAGGGCAUUUAAUAGAGGGUGUACCAGAAUUUCCACUGGUAGUUUCAGACAAAAUUCAAGAAUACAAUAAGACAAAACAAGCGGUGGAUUUCUUGAGAUUGAUUAAGGCUUGGAAUGAUAUUAAAAAGGUAUACAAAUCACAACGUUUUCGUGCUGGUAAAGGUAAAAUGCGUAAUCGGCGACGAAUUCAACGUCGCGGACCACUUAUUAUUUAUGGAAAUGAUCAGGGUAUACGUAAGGCCUUUCGCAAUAUUCCAGGAGUUGAUUUAAUGAACAUUAAUAAACUCAAUCUUUUGAAAUUGGCACCUGGUGGUCACGUUGGGCGAUUUGUUAUUUGGACAAAAUCGGCAUUUGAAAAAUUGGAUGCUUUAUAUGGUACAUGGCGCAAAGAAGCAAAAUUAAAGAAAGGAUAUAAUCUUCCUAUGCCUAAAAUGGCUAAUACCGACCUUUCUAGGCUUCUUAAGUCUGAUGAAAUACGAAAAGUUUUACGAGCUCCGAAAAAGAAGAUUGUUCGAAGGGUGAAAAAGCUCAAUCCUAUCAGCAAUACUAGAGCAAUGCUACGACUUAACCCAUAUAGUGCUGUAUUAAAGCGCGCAGCUAUUUUAACAGCCAGGAAACGGCAGAAUGAAAGAGAUUUACUUCUUGCGGAAAAACGAGGGAUUAAGUUGAAAAAAUCUUCACCAGCAGUGGUUGAGAAAAAGAUCAAAGAAAGACGAUCAAAACAAUUAGCAGCAGUAAAAGCAGUUAAACCUAAGGUGAAAAAAUCACCAAAAAAAAAAGUGCCCACAGACUUGAAUAUCACAGAAACUGCACCAUUGAAAAAAGAAGCUUUGGUAAAAACUUCCAAAGAAGAAAAAGAAAUAUCAAAAACUACGUCAACAAAGAAAUGAAAACGUUUAUAUAAA
This is a messenger RNA of Ceratosolen solmsi marchali, 1441 nucleotides long. It is a transcript of the gene RpL4, whose product is annotated as ribosomal protein L4. The coding region runs from base 113 to 1426 and encodes 437 amino acids. Gene Ontology annotation, biological process: translation. Gene Ontology annotation, molecular function: structural constituent of ribosome. The record is from RefSeq and is a predicted model, not a curated record. The transcript has 8 exons. Gene Ontology annotation, cellular component: ribosome. NCBI's taxonomy places the organism in Eukaryota, Metazoa, Arthropoda, Insecta, Hymenoptera, Agaonidae.